Molecule: messenger RNA, 1260 nt
Organism: Rosa chinensis
Lineage: Eukaryota; Viridiplantae; Streptophyta; Magnoliopsida; Rosales; Rosaceae
Exons: 6
Coding region: 143-1021 (292 amino acids)
Molecular function (GO): protein binding
Source: RefSeq, a predicted model, not a curated record
UUCCUAUUACCACCGCUCUCUCAAUUUUCGCUCCAAAUUGGAAACCCCCCUCCCUCUCUCCUCCAUUUGGCUCCCUAUAAAAACCCUGUGGAUAAAAUCUUCCAAAAUUUUCAGACCAAAACCCGGAGAGGAUUAAGCAAUUAUGCAUUCGCUGAGCUUCAAGGUUUCCACUGACUACUGCGGUAGGUGUUGUUUUCCGGGUCCGGGAAGGGUUGCGGAGUCGGAGGUCCGGCCCAGACAGGUCCGGUUCGGGUUUAGGGAUUUCGGGAGAGGCGUUAGGGUUGCGGCGUGUGCUUCCGAGUCGGAGAGGAACGGGAGUAAUGGCUGGAGCGGCAGCCGGAGUUCGAGUCCGACUCCGGGCCCGGGUCCGAGACCGAGUUCGUUUCUGUCUCGGAGCCAGACGUAUGCUUUGUUGAAGCAGCAAAUGGAGGUUGCUGCGAAAUCUGAGGAUUACGAAGAGGCGGCGAGGAUACGUGACUCGCUGAAGAGGUUAGAGAAGGAAGAGCCGGUUUUGUGGCUCCGGAGGUUGAUAAAGGAGGCCGUGGCGGAAGAGAGGUUUGAGGAUGCGGCUAAUUUUCGAGAUGAACUCAAGGAAAUUGCGCCUCACUCUUUUCUGAAAUGUUCAAGUGACGCAACGACCUUGGGCAUCCGGGUUCAAGUAAGGAGUGUGUACAUAGAGGGUCGAAGUCAGCCUUCAAAGGGGCAACACUUCUUUGCAUAUAGAAUAAGAAUUACCAAUAACUCCGACCACCCUGUUCAACUUCUUAGAAGGCAUUGGAUCGUCACUGAUGCCAAUGGAAAAUCCGAGAAUGUGUGGGGAAUUGGUGUUAUCGGUCAGCAACCAGUGAUUCUUCCUCAGACUAGUUUUGAAUACUCAUCUGCAUGCCCCUUAAGCACUCCUACCGGUAGAAUGGAAGGUGACUUUGAGAUGAAACACAUCAAUAGGUUAAGUUCACAAUCGUUUAACGUGGCUAUUGCCCCAUUUUCCCUCUCCAUAUUAGGAGACGAUGAUACCUUCUGAAUUCUGAGAAGUGUGGUGUGGCACCAUUCGGGUAGGCAGGGGAAUUUUGUAAACAAAAUUCAACAUUCUAUUUUUUGUAUUCAGCUAGCUGUUAAGUGUACAAAGCAUUUCAGAUUUUGGGGAGUAAGGUGUUAUAUAGUAUAGUUUUGGUAUACAAAAUUAUGAGAAAGCUAACUUUGUAAAGAUGAAUGUAUAGGUUUUGUAACAGUUUUGAAUGAAAUCUGUACAUAUUCUCAGUA